AGCCAGGCGGCAUCUGGGCUCCUUCCCUGCCACGUCCCUGCUGCCGACCAGUUGCCCUAGUGACUGUGUGACCUGUACCCUUCUCCCUAGCUGCCGUAUAAAUAGAGGCACAGAGCAGCUGAGCGCUCCUGGCAGCCAUCAUGAAGGAACUCAGCCUGCUCUGCUGCUGUGUGGCUUCUCUCCUGCUCCUGGGGACUGCAGAACUGCAAGCCUCCCCAGGGGGCCUGGAAGACGGUGCCAGUUUUGCAGAGGGUCCGUUCUCAGCCGGAGAUGGCAGUCUAGAGGAGACAGAAGGGGCACUGUAUCCAGACCCCGGCCCUCCAGAGAAAAGCCUCCUCCUCCAAUACCCAGAUGACAGUGAGCCAGCGGCCCAGGAGGGGAGCGAGGCCGGGGAAGCUCGCCAACCUCCCGUCGGUGACACUGACCGCCCCAGCCCAGGCAUGGACAGUGGUGGAGCCAACCUUCCAAACCUCUCCUCCUCCCCCUCCUCCUCCUCCUUGGGGGCGGAUGCUGCCCGGCCCCUGGCCACCCCCGGGGAUGGGGAAGCUGAAGGGAAGGAAGAGGAGGGGCCGGCAGAAGGAACCUCUCCUCCCGAAGAAGCCGGGGAGGGGUCCCUCAUCGGAGGGCAGCAAGAUCCUCGGAGGAAUGAGGGGGAAGAACAUGAGGGAGAGGAGGAGGAGGGGCCGGAUCCUGUGCCCCUGAUGGAGGAGGCCAAGAGUGAGACUGUCGUGGCAGACCAGGAGCCUUUGGCGGGCAGAGGGGAAGGGACCGAAGAACCCGAGGGCCAGGCUGCAGAGGAAGAAGUGGUUCCUGAAGGGGCCGGGGUGGGCCCAGGAGGUGGUCCUGGAGAAGAGGAGAAGGAAGUGGCAGGCACCAAGGCACCAGACCCACUUCCCAGCCCAGGGGAGGAAGGAGCCACAGUCCCUCCUGGAGAGAGUGAAGGGGAUGAUGGAAGCAGGGGACCUGCAGAGACCAGGCUGGUUGGGCUGAAAGCGGAAGCUGGGGCCUGGAAGGAAGAGGAAGGGGAGGCCCAGGAGGAGCCCCAGAAAGAUAUAGGUGCUGCAGAAGGUGACCCUGAGCUGGGAGAAGAGAAAGAAGGAGGUGUGGAAGUCUCCUCUCCUGCCAAGGCCAGGGAGGAACCUGUGGAGGAUCAGGGGCCUGAUUUGGGGGAGGAAGUGGAAGGCGGUCAGCACAUCAUCGCCGAUAAGGAGGAGCCGGAAAGUGAAUCGUCCGAGGAAGGGGAAGAGAGCGAUGAAGUAGAAGGCAAUGAGUCCGAGGAGUCCAAAGAGGAUAGUGCUGAAGAGGCAGAAGAUGUGAUCGAGCUCCCUUUAAGAGACCGUUCCCACAUAGAAAACACCCUGAUGCUGAAUGAAGACAAGCCAGCAGAUGACUUCUCAGGAGUGUUACAGCGGUUAAGAAAGAUCUACCACUCCUCCAUCAAACCCCUGGAGCAGUCCUACCGGUACAAUGAACUGAGGCAACAUGAGAUUACAGAUGGGGAGAUCACCUCCAAGCCAAUGGUCCUCUUCCUGGGACCCUGGAGCGUUGGCAAAUCCACCAUGAUAAACUACCUCCUGGGCCUGGAAGACACUCGCUAUCAACUCUACACAGGUGCGGAACCGACCACUUCCGAAUUUACCGUCAUCAUGCACGGGCCCAAGCUGAAAACCAUCGAGGGCAUUGUUAUGGCAGCGGACAGCGCCCGCUCCUUCUCCCCGCUAGAGAAGUUUGGCCAGAAUUUCCUGGAGAAGCUGAUUGGAAUUGAAGUUCCUCACAAGCUCCUGGAGCGGGUCACCUUUGUGGACACCCCAGGCAUCAUUGAAAACCGCAAGCAACAAGAAAGAGGUUACCCUUUCAACGACGUGUGCCAGUGGUUCAUCGACCGAGCCGACCUCAUCUUUGUCGUCUUUGACCCGACCAAGCUCGAUGUGGGCCUGGAACUGGAGACCCUGUUCCGCCAGCUGAAGGGCCGCGAGUCUCAAAUCCGGAUCAUCCUGAACAAGGCGGACAGCCUGGCCACCCAGAUGCUCAUGAGAGUAUACGGGGCUCUCUUCUGGAGCCUGGCCCCCCUCAUCAACGUCACUGAGCCGCCGCGGGUCUACGUUAGCUCCUUCUGGCCCCAGGACUUCCAGCCGGACACCCACCGGGACCUGUUCCUCAAGGAGGAGAUCUCCCUCCUGGAAGACCUGAAUCAGGUGAUCGAAAACCGGAUGGAAAACAAGAUCGCCUUCAUCCGCCAGCAUGCCAUCCGGGUGCGCAUCCACGCCCUCCUGGUGGACCGCUACCUGCAGACCUACAAGGACAAAAUGACCUUCUUUAGCGACGGUGACUUGGUCUUCAAGGACAUCGUGGAAGAUCCCGACAAGUUCUACAUCUUCAAGACCAUCCUGGCCAAGACCAAUGUCAGCAAGUUCGACCUCCCCAACCGUGAGGCCUAUAAGGACUUCUUUGGCAUCAAUCCCAUCUCCAGUUUCAAGCUGCUAUCCCAGCAGUGUUCCUACAUGGGAGGAUGCUUUCUGGAGAAGAUCGAAAAGGCCAUCACCCACGAGCUUCCCAGUCUCCUGGGAAGCAUCGGGCUCGGGAAGAAUCCGGGUGCGCUCAACUGCGACAAAACAGGGUGCGGGGAGACCCCAAAAAACCGCUACAAGAAACCUUAACCCGCGGUGGACACUUAACCCGUUCACGUGUCCGGCUGGUGAUUGAGCUUACGUCUUAUCCGUCCAAAAAGCCAUGGUUGGUUAACCCUUUGAGUGCCCCACGGGCAGGAGCCACUACUGCAAAAUCAGGACUUCCGGUCUUUGAGGCCAUUGGCAGGGAAGUUGCAAAGGCCUAGGAAAGAGAAUGGAAACUGUGAAUCACUGAUCUUGUAAUCUUUCUUUUUAUUUAUUUAUUUUUGGGGGUGAAUUAGGAGACGAGAUUUGAGUUACUAGCAAAACCCUGCGACUUAGUAAGCGACCCCUCAAGCCACUAUUUACUGGAAUGGAGUCUGGAGAACGUGGAAUGGAACUUGAGACUGCUGUAAAAAAAAAAAAACCAAACUGGAGUCAAAGGAGAGAGCGAAUUCAGUUUCUUUUCCCCCAAUACCCCAGGAGAACAGUGAGGAUCAGGGCUAGAAAAAGAAAUCCAGAAACCAGUGCAUUCUCGGGCCUUUGCUGUCACAAUGUCAUUUUCUUUCUAUAAACCCCCAGACUUUAUGAGCUGCUGCUUCUGGACUAAGGAUGAGUUGCAGAGUUUUUCUUGCUAGAUCCCAGGGCGAGGCUGUCUCACCACUCUGCCCUUCCCAGCAGGUGCUGAAGGGGAGGGGGACAGGGGAACAUUGGACCCGUUGGGCAGCAUGAACACUAGCUUUAUCCAGUCCCCAGGAACCUGUUCCUUUCCCAUUCCCUAUCCUGGUGGAAUGUGGGAACCCAGGCCUGCAGAGAGCCCAAAGCCAGCUCAUCAGCAGUGCUGGACUUUCCCUUUCCCAGAAGUAGCUGCAACCCUAGUAUGAGAAGCAGAAGAAACCCCAGUUUCUUCAUAAGCCUGAAGGGCACAGAGGGCAUUCAGUGUUAGCAGGGAAUUGACACCCCACAGUUCUUUGAUGGCAAGUCAGGGCAAAACUUUGGUAGAACUCAGAGGGUUAACUGAUUUGUGGUUCGUCCUUGUAGGUUGCUGGCUUUUUUCUUUUUUUUCUUUUUCUCUGAAGAGUCAGAUGACUGAGGCUUCUUGCCAUUUAAAGGAGGCUGAGGUUGGGCCCCACCUUCCUUACUGGUGAUUGUUUCUUAGGUCAUUUGAAUUGUAGAUUUGGGAGAAGUGGGUGGCCACUGGGGUCUGAGUGAACUGAUGAAAGAAAAAGCUGCCUUUUUUCUGUUCGACUUGCCGUGUCUUCUUCUGGCUCCAAUACACCCACACCCCAAAUUGGGAGUGAUUUUCUACGAUUUAGAAGCCGCAGAAUCAAAACCAGCCUCUCCAUGUAAAUGGCAACUAAAGCUUAACUUGUAGGUCCUUAAACGCAUUAGGGUAUUAUGUCGGCUUAAAGCCGUUAGCGAUAGAAAUGUGGAUACAUAUGUGUGUGUGUGCAUGUGUGCAUUAAGAGGGAUACAUAUAUUAUAGAACAUGUCUAGAAAAACUUUUUCAUUGAGGAAACUAUUGCAUGGUAGAAGUGCCUUACUUACAAUAGCAGGCUCUUAAGGUGAGAGGGAAACCCUCAAGGCAUUAGGGAAGUGAACUUAGAGAUCCAGGAAAACCACGUAAUUGGCCAUGUGGCCCUGACUUGGGAUUGCUGGUCUUGGAAGGGCCCUUGACUGGAGUUCUUGGCUCUGAAGGCAGGCAGAGUGGGACCUCUCCUCCCACAAAGCAAGGGUCUGUCCAUCUACCUGCAAUGGGAGGGGAGCCAAGCAGUCCUGGGCCAGGCAGAAAAUGAAGGGGGAGGGAGGGAAGGCACGACCUGCAGUGGGGUGGGAGUAGGGAGUUGGCGGGGGGGGGUAUUGCCGAAAAGAAAAACCGAGAUCGGGAGGAGAAAUCGGGAUUCUGGAGCUGAUUACAUUGAGGCAGGAGAGCAGGGCUGAAGGGGCCGAGCGGCACCAGGAAUUCCAUUUCUAAAAGGAAGUGGGGCCAGGCCAACAUCCCAAUGUAGGCCACUGCUUUAGUUUGGGAGGGAGAGGGGGGCUGCCCUGCCCAGUCGGGGAAAGGGCUGUAAAUUCCUCAGCAUUACGGCAUCAGGACGGGAUCGGAAGGAAUCAGCUAAUGGAAGCUGGGAGAGAGAACGGGAGGAAGGAAGGGAGGGAGGGAGAUCUGGCUGGAAGAACAUUGUCGAGAGGGGCCGGCUACCGAGCAGGCAUCGGAAGAGAGCCAGAUGAGAAAUGGCAGCAGGUACCUGACUGAGAACACUGAAAUCGGCCCUGGGCCUUUUGCCCAUUUUUCAGUGUUUCACCACAACUCUUCCCUCUCACUUGAUUUUGGCUUGCCUUUCCAGCUCCCUCACUCUCUUUAGCUUCAGUUUAUCGACCAUUUUUUCUCUCAGUGCAGUAGUUAAUAAAAACGGUCAGACCUGUACAGGCAUUGUCAUAGCUGUUGAUGUCACAGUUGCUUACUUUUGUAGAAGGAAGCUAAUAAAUUCAUACAAUAUUUAUACUUUCAAGUGCCACAUUCCCUAUUUGUGCCUUUUCCUUACUUUCCCUCUUGGCAUGGUUUUUUCUUUCCAUUUUACUACUGUUUUUGGUUACCCCUGCUCUCUUUUUGUGCCUUCUCCCCUUUAAUUCUGCAUGUCUGUAAAAUAGCCUCCCCCCCCUUAAGUUGGACUCGAUGGCAUCCCUCUUUGGGGUGUUGGUGUCCAGGGGCGACCUGGGGGAUUUCCAGAGUUACUGCCGAUUUUAUAAGACCGUUUGGUCAAAAGCCUCUCUCCCUCGUGCUUAGGAUAUAUGGACUUUGCUUCUUUGACCACGACCCCUCUUGGGGACAAGCAACAGGGUAAGACAGGGCUGUAGGCUGGUACGCUUUUACUCGCUUUGAAGGUUGAAUAGAUUUAAGAACGCUUACGGCUUUGAGAAAAUGAACAGUACCUUGCCGGACCUUUUUUUUUUUUUUUUUUUUUUUGACUUUCCCAUCUCUCCCUCCUCCCUGGCCAGAAUCCCAGCAGGGGCAGGCCUCUAUUGCCCCCAAUUUGCAGGGCUACAGGCUCCCACUUCUGGGAAAGUUCGGCUUUUCUCAACCUCUUCACCCGAUGCCUCGUGAAUAAAUGCACCGGGGUGGGGAGCCCAGGAAGUCCUACCUGAUCUAAUCCAAGAUAUUUCCCUCCUUAGGGCUGCAGUUUCCUUAGGCAGCAGGAUGGUGUGACUAAAAAACCAAUGAAAGCCAUGCAUUUAGCAAAUGGAACAGGCAAGAGAGACUGUGAGCCCACUGUUGGGUAGGGACUGUCUCUAUAUGUUGCCAACUUGUACUUCCCAAGCGCUUAGUACAGUGCUCUGCACACAGUAAGCGCUCAAUAAAUACGAUUGAUGAUGAUGACGAACGACAGUCAGUCUGUCAUUUAGAAAUAAUGCCUCAAUAACCCAUCUCUUCUCUUAACCCUUCCUCCCCCAGUGGGGGGCCUGCAGUGUUUCUUUCAGGAGCGGCGUCUCGAGUUUUCCUCUGUUCUGGCAGGGGCAGGAGUUACACUGCGCUCAAUCUCCAACUUCACAACCAGAUGUCAGAAAUUUGCCUGAAAACUUCUGUUGUGUAUCACACCACCCCCUCGAAUAAAAUCGGAUAUUUUUGAACUCA
Tachyglossus aculeatus (Australian echidna) is the source of this 6240-nucleotide messenger RNA. RefSeq names its product sarcalumenin (gene SRL). The transcript is spliced from 7 exons. Bases 141 to 2657 code for a protein of 838 amino acids. NCBI's taxonomy places the organism in Eukaryota, Metazoa, Chordata, Mammalia, Monotremata, Tachyglossidae. Gene Ontology annotation, molecular function: GTP binding. The record is from RefSeq and is a predicted model, not a curated record.